GUCGGGCUAGGACUUUUCGAGAAACCGUAAACCUAUCUUUCCACGACGUGAAAUACCUGUGACUGUGGGGAUUUCACUUUAUUUGAGAUGGCUGUUGCUAAACCAGAAGAAAUAGAGAGCCAGACUGCUGACAAAGCUGAAGCACUAGAAGACAUUUCACCAGAACUUCUAUACAAACAUCCAUUAAAUCAUGUGUGGACCCUAUGGUACUUUGAAAACGACAAAAAAAAGUCCUGGGAAGAAAGUCAACGUGAAAUUAUUAGUUUUGACACAGUUGAAGACUUUUGGAGUUUGUACAACCACAUAAGACUAGCCAGUGAGCUGAGGCAAGGCACAGACUACUCGUUAUUUAAGAAAGGGAUUCGUCCAAUGUGGGAAGACCCUAGAAAUGUCAGAGGUGGUCGUUGGUUGAUCAACCUGGAGCGUAAACAGAGAGACAUUGAAUUAGAUAACUUCUGGUUAGAAAUUCUGCUGUGUAUGAUAGGAGAAGCAUUUGACGAGUGGGGUGACGAGAUAUGUGGUGCUGUUGUCAACAUUCGAGGCAAGGCAGACAAGAUCGCUCUGUGGACUGCUGAUGCUUCAAAAGCCAAGUCCGAAGCAGUAAUAGCCAUCGGAAAGAAACUUAAGGACCGAUUGAAAAUUGGACCCAAGAUGCAGAUCGGCUAUCAGAUUCACAAGGACACAAUGGAAAAAUCUGGCUCCGUCGCAAGAAAUACGUACACCGUUUAACGUUAUGAUAUCAAGCUAGUUUGUUUUAUUUAAAGACUCAACACUCCCUUUGUUUUAUUUUCUGUUGUCUUUUACGUCAAAGUUUUUUAUACCUCGGAUAGUGUUAUUGUGUAGUAAAGUUCUAACAGUGAUGUUAAGUUCUCCACUUAAAAAGUAGAGAUCAGCGUGCAGUGACCAGAAUAAGCUGCUGAGGUAUAGAAAUGUGCUUAUCGUUCAGAAGUUUUAUUUUUUUUACUUUACUAUUUUUGCAAUCUUAAAUGUUCUUUAAAUUGCUACUUUGUCACUAGGAAAAUCUUAGUACUGUUUCUACAAUACAAGUUAUACUAUAUACUGGAUGUACCAGUUAAAGAAAGACUGAAACUUAAAUACAAUUGAUUCAUGUACCAAGAAAAUAUACUAGUGACUAGAGUAAUAUUCGAGGGAAGUCGUCAUUUUGAAAAUUUAAACUGAAAGAACUUGUAUGAAUUGUGCUGUUAAGAUUUAUUAGUCAUUUGAUUCAAAUGUUAUACUAGUUUUUGUUUAACAGUGUGAUUUUUCUUUUUUAAGCUUUAAUUAGGAAUCUUGAAAAUCGUCCUCAGAUUAUUGUAAAUAAUGAAAUGAUAAAUUAAAAUAAUCUUCCAGCGGUUCUAAUAAAGGUUUUCUGCAAGA
Molecule: messenger RNA, 1377 nt
Organism: Macrosteles quadrilineatus (aster leafhopper)
Lineage: Eukaryota; Metazoa; Arthropoda; Insecta; Hemiptera; Cicadellidae
Product: eukaryotic translation initiation factor 4E-1A-like
Exons: 5
Coding region: 88-729 (213 amino acids)
Biological process (GO): translational initiation
Cellular component (GO): eukaryotic translation initiation factor 4F complex; cytoplasm
Molecular function (GO): RNA 7-methylguanosine cap binding; translation initiation factor activity
Source: RefSeq, a predicted model, not a curated record